AUGGCCAUCCCACGAUGGCGGCUGGAGACAACGCUGGAAAAGGAAUCGGCCCAUAUGGAAUUCCCCGGAGCCGACAUCUUCUUGUACAGCGUCAAGCACUGGGAAGACCUCACAGCCGGCGAAGGUGGACGCCUCGGCCGUCUCUCCGAUGCUCUUAUAAAAGACGCGGCAGCCAACAAGAAGUGCCGCGAUCUCAUCACGAUGGAUGGAAAACAUCGUUUCGAAGAUAGUCCUAUCAACGACCUUACAUUGAGGCUUGGCACGUAA
This is a messenger RNA of Fusarium coffeatum, 267 nucleotides long. RefSeq lists its product as uncharacterized. Lineage: Eukaryota; Fungi; Ascomycota; Sordariomycetes; Hypocreales; Nectriaceae. The coding region runs from base 1 to 267 and encodes 88 amino acids. The record is from RefSeq and is a predicted model, not a curated record. The transcript has a single exon.